Molecule: messenger RNA, 1869 nt
Organism: Penicillium cataractarum
Lineage: Eukaryota; Fungi; Ascomycota; Eurotiomycetes; Eurotiales; Aspergillaceae
Exons: 2
Coding region: 1-1869 (622 amino acids)
Source: RefSeq, a predicted model, not a curated record
AUGCUGGACGAGCUAGAUAACGUCUUCGACGACCAUCCGUCCCUGGAUGCCUCGCUCGAGGACUUUGAGAACAACAGUAAUGCGCAUCGCUCCCCACUCUUUAGCCUACCGUCCCAGCACUCUGGAUUUCGGUCAGAAGAGUCUGAUGGUGAGCUUGAUGAUUCUACAGCGGGAGAUCGCUGGUCGCCUCCAGGUAUGCACCAGCAUGACUACGUUCAAGGUAGUGGCUGGUACCGCCAUCAGCCCUAUGGGCGCAAAGCGCACCUCCAUGCGGACCAUUUGGAACUUAAACCCACUGUCGGAGUGAGCAUGUCCCCGUCCAUGUCGCGCGAACCGAGUCCACAGUAUGAAGAUGCCCUCGAAGGCCCGACGAGGCAGAAGGCCAGUGACGAUGGCGACGUCACGAUCGCAGCCAAUGUACCUCUACCCCAUAGCGGAGGUACCCCACAGACCGGACGAUCCCCCAGCCCAGUUCCACCGCAGGGCCCUGGCGCAGCGCGCAACCGUCCCGAGGAUGAUGGAUCCGGGUUUGGUCCAGAGAAUCUGAGUAACUACAUUCGUUUUGCCGUACGCGCAGAGGUUCAGCAUCGUGAACCUAUUGCUGCCAUCUUUGGCUACUUGCGCGGCAAGUUUGAUAAGAUCACCAGCUCCAAGUCUAAUACAACCUUGUCGGUCCUAGUCCUCCUUCUAUCCGUCGCAUUUAUGCGCGCGCUAUUUCUUCCAGGUCUCCCCCAGGCAAUCCCCGAUCUGGUCAAGCUAUCUGGCUUUGCGCGCUCAUUCGAGCCGUUGAUUUACUAUUCUGAGAAUGGAGUCCAACAGAUUGGCACCCUACAAGAAACGGGCGUUGCGGUUUGGGAUCUCAGCGAGUCGGUCCGUGGCACGAAUAUGACUAGUGCACCCAUUAUCGUCCGGCAAUUGGACGAGCUGUCCGACUCGCUCAAGUCAUUGUCCCUCGAGCUAACGCGGUUCUUCGCCAACGUCGACUCGGAUGUCGACUCCAUCCUGAUUGUGAUGGACUGGGCCAAGCGCGAGCUAGAAACACUCUCUGCUCAACCGCCCAGCACGUUACCCACUAUCAUGUUCGACAAUGUGCACAACAUGCUAUCCAGACUCGGUGCCCUAGAACAAACGACAGAAAUCCCCGACGGCGGCAACACAGCGACCACUACAACCCUAGGCCACGUCGUCAUGGCCGUCUUCGGUCCAACAUCCGCCCAGCGUACCCGCGCAACCCUCACCCGCACCUUCACCGAGUUCCUUUCCGUGCUAGAAGAGUCCAUCAACAGCGAAUUAUCCCACUCAACCGCGCUCUUCGCCCUCUUCGAGUCUAUCGACCGCCAAUUCCUCAAUCUCCAACGUACCGUGGUCCGCGAAUCUGACGCCCAAGAGCGUGCUGAAGGCGAGAUGCUCAGUUCCCUCUGGACCCGUGUACUAGGACCGGACGCAGCCGCUGUCCGUAAGUACGAGAAGAACAAGAAACUUCUCGCGAACGUACGCAGUCGCACCGUCGCUAAUAAGCAUCUCCUGGUUGAUCACCGGGGGCGUCUUCUCACAUUGAAAGUCAACCUGGAGACGCUGCGCCGGAAGCUGGUCAGCCCGCUUGUGCGUCGGAAUGACUCGGUCAGCUUUGUUGGCAUUGAUGGUGCAUCUGCGUCCGGAAGUUCUGGUGCCUCAGGUCGCAUGCUGGGUCCCGUCGAAGCCGUUAUCGAUGGCCAGAUCAAGGGGUUGGAGGGGACCUAUGAAUACCUCCGAUCAGUACGGGAACGCCAAAAGGCCAAGCUGAUGGAGAUGGUAUACGGCUCUGGGAGGAAACCAUCUUCGUCAUUGUUAGGUGGUAUUGACGGGCAAGAUGAGGAGAUUGACGGAUAG